Messenger RNA from Silurus meridionalis, 999 nucleotides. RefSeq names its product sorting nexin 24 (gene snx24). Gene Ontology annotation, molecular function: phosphatidylinositol phosphate binding. Lineage: Eukaryota; Metazoa; Chordata; Actinopteri; Siluriformes; Siluridae. The transcript is spliced from 7 exons. Bases 173 to 691 code for a protein of 172 amino acids. The record is from RefSeq and is a predicted model, not a curated record.
CCUCAAUGCUGCGAACCCGCAUGCGCGAAAUGUUGUAUCCUGCGCAUCGGCUGCCCGCCUGUUUUCACUGAAUCUGACAGCCAGCAAAAGGGUCAACUGGGGAUCCCUUUUACGCUUGAUUUUAUUAUUUGUUGAAACCGUUAUAUAUAUUUACACAAAUCAAGGUUGUAGAAUGCAUCCCGUAUCUGUGUCAAUCCCGUCUUUCCGUUCAGAAGACAACGCCGCGGAGAAAGGCUACACGGUUUUUAAGAUCGAGGUGUUAACGAGCGGGCGGCAGCACACUGUGGAGAAGAGAUACAGCGAGUUUCAUGCUUUGCACAAAAUGCUAAAGAAGAUAAUUAAACCUCCUGAGCUUCCUUCAAAGCAUGUAAGGAACUGGAUCCCCAAAGUUCUGGAGCAGAGACGACAUGGGCUUGAGCUUUACCUACAGACCAUAAUCAUGGAGAACGAGGUCCUUCCUAAAAUAUACUUGGAUUUCCUCAACAUCCGCCACCUCCCGUCCCUACCAAAGGCCGAGAGUUGUGGGUCGUUUGAAACUGAAUCCGAGGACUCAUGUAAACUGACACAUCAGCCAGCACUGCUCUUCCUGAGGGACCCAUAUCUGCUUCCUGCCUCCAAUGAUACGUUUUCAAGCGUCGUCACUGAAGGAGUGAUUCAUGGAAUAUUCUAUCCGGACCUGCAGCCGAGGUAGACCAGCGCUCGCUCUCCAGCCAAAAUAGAACACCUCAGUUUCGUUUUAAGACAAAGAGGCAUUUAUACUCUAAUCGUUUUCACAACACUACAAGAACAUGGUCACAAAGCCUACACAUUUUUUUUUUUUUGCAUGUAUAAAGCCCAGCAUUGUGAAUUUAUAAAGCAUCAGCAACUUCGUUAAAACCAAGGGAAAAAAAGUUGAACUAAAAAAAUGCUGUGAAAAAUCGUAUCGGUCUGAUUUGAGCUGGGUGAUAAAGGGGGUUGUGAUGAAUGUCAUCAAUAAAUGAUUCUAUUAUUUGUUUAAAA